AUGUCUAAUAAUAAUCUUUCAGCAAAAGAUGAAGCAUUAUUAGUACUUGAAUAUCUUGAAAAUGAACGCAUGUCAAAUACAUUUUUAAAUUUUCUUGAUGAAAAUAAACAUCUUCAUGAACUUCGUUCACGUCUUUAUGCUAAUUAUGAUAAUCCUCAACAAAUAAAUAAUAAUGAUGAUGAUUCAGAAGUUAAUGAAUUUCAAACAUUUUUUAAUUUAUCAAAAAAACUUGUAUCACAAUUAAAUGAUCAACCAACAACAUUUUUAUCAACUAAAAGCUCCAAUGAUUUAUUUUUUGAUGAUGAUUUUUUAAAUGAUUUAAUUAGUUAUACACCACCAAUGGAUUGUCAACAAGAUUUAUCUGAUACACCAUUAAUUAAUCAUGAAAAUCAGCAUAUGAAUUCUAUAGAACAAUUAUUUGCUAUAGAACAUGACACACCAUCUCAUCAAACAGUGCAUGGCACAUCUGAUACAUCAUCUAAUCAAACAGUACACUGUACAUCGGAUACACCAUCUCGAUUAACAUCAUAUACAAAAUGUAUUGUUGUUACACAAGAUUUUCUUCAAUCCAUGUAUAAUCAACAAUCAACUGUAACGAAUAAUAACAAUAGUAAUAGUAAUUCGAUUCAUAAACCAAAACGUCGUAGACGAAGAUUAAAAGUUGGAAAGGAAAAUUAUUCUCAACAACGAAAGAUUAUGCCAAGAACAUCGCCUGAACAUCGUUAA
This is a messenger RNA of Adineta steineri, 726 nucleotides long. The record is from the annotation of a GenBank genome assembly. Lineage: Eukaryota; Metazoa; Rotifera; Eurotatoria; Adinetida; Adinetidae.